Messenger RNA from Armigeres subalbatus, 2932 nucleotides. RefSeq names its product alpha-tubulin N-acetyltransferase. The record is from RefSeq and is a predicted model, not a curated record. The transcript has 8 exons. Bases 682 to 2244 code for a protein of 520 amino acids. Gene Ontology annotation, biological process: alpha-tubulin acetylation. Gene Ontology annotation, molecular function: tubulin N-acetyltransferase activity. Gene Ontology annotation, cellular component: microtubule. Lineage: Eukaryota; Metazoa; Arthropoda; Insecta; Diptera; Culicidae.
UUACGUGCCCUGAGGUACUCUUUCUAGGUGCUCUGAUUUUUUUGUGGGGCUUUGCUUUUGUGUUUUGUUGUUAUUUAUGUGGCAUUGCAUAAACAAUCGUACUACUGUUUCCCUUGGACGCCCACGAAUAUAAUGCAGUUAUUUUAGUGAAUAAGAGCCAAAAACAUGGCUGGAAUAGCACUGGGGAACCUCGUCAGCGCACCUGGAGGUUGCUAUAGCAGAGUUUGCCAUUUGUGAAUGUGAAAUCGAACAGCCAAAAGCACACGACUAGUGGUAGUGGAUCGGCAUCGGUGAAACCCCAAUUAGUCGAAUCCACAUUCGUACCAGGAUAUUGUGAUAAACCGGGCUUAGCUGCGUGUAUAUAUAAUUUAUUAACUUGCGGUCAUUCCAUUCCCCCACCCACAAAGUGCAAUACACGAAACCUCGAACAACCGCUUGGUGAAGCAGAGAGCAGCGAAAGUGAAAAUCAGAACGAAUCAAAGGAAGCCGCACGUGCGUCGGAGUGUUUUGACCGGUGCGUGUUUAUGAAAUAAUGUUUGUCGAAUGUUACCAUUUGUGAACGGUGUCGGGGAAAAGUAACAACAACGGUGUGCAAAUUACGAGUGCAGUUCUAAAUUGAGGCUCUGUUUAGCAAAAAGUUGGUUUUGGGAUUGUGGAAUACCUGUACGAAAGCAGCGCAAGAUGGAAUUUCGGUUCAACUGUCACCCGCUGUUCAGGCAGCGCAUAGUGCGGAUCAACAACUCACUCCUGCCGACCGGAUUCGUGGCACAACACAGGCGAGAAGCUCUAGAUGCCACCGCACAAAUCUCCGAAAUCAUCAAUUUUGUUGGUCAGUUGUCCGCACAAGCACAAGGAUUGUCGAAUCCGGUGACAACCUCACAAAAGCUGCGAAGUUCCGACCAUCACAUCUACCUGAUGUUUGAAUCAAAUCAGAAGCAUGGACUGGUCGUUGGUAUUCUGAAAGUUGGCCGUAAAUCCCUGUACGUGUUCGACCAGAAUGGCGAGACGGUGAAUGUGACGGCGCCGUGCGUGUUGGACUUUUACGUUCACGAAUCGCGACAGCGUGGCGGAUUGGGUCGGGAGCUGUUCGAACACAUGCUCAAAGAGGAAAACAUCCACCCGGAGGAGAUGGCCAUCGAUCGACCGUCGGAGAAGUUGCUUGGAUUCCUGCAGAAGCAUUAUGGACUCUACAAGAAGAUACCGCAAAUGAACAACUUCGUCGUUUACGAAGGUUUCUUCGCGAACAAGGAGCACGCCUCUGACAUCGACGGCCGCCGCAUGCACAUUACCGCUAGUCCUAACACAAACCUUUUCGGGCCCACAUUCACCACCGUGGGGGAACAGAGGAGGUCCAGCUCGCAGACCCGUCAACCGGUUAUAUCCCCGCCAGUCGUUCAGCAACCCCCGGUGGGUCGCUAUGCGGCAAAACGACCUUCCUGCAGUAUGGCUCAGAUAAUUCAUAACAGCCCCACAACGGUUUCCACGGAGCCCAAUAGCACCUCUCCUUCUUCCACUAACAACCAUCAUGCGCCUCCAGCUACUUCCGCUAACAAUAAUGACUACGAAAACCAUCAUCACGAUCAUGAUCAUCCCCAUCACGACUCGAACGAGUAUGACCACCAGCAGGAAACGAACCCGGACCAACAGCCCGGCAGCAACGGUGACGGAGUUGCCGAGGAGGUUCUAUCGGCCAACUUGCGGAAUCUGUCCAUGUCGGAACCGCCCACCGACUUCACCGAUUAUCACGCCAAUCACCAUCAUCAGCAGCAGCAGGUGAAAUUUGCCGACGAAUAUGCAGACAUACCGGAACCGGAUGCCGAUCCGGAUCCAUACAGCUUCCACCCGCAUCACCUCGAGCUUUCGCAGCACCAGUCUCCCCACCAGGAGAUGAUGACUAAUCGUGAAAAUUCUGCUUCUCCUCAAUCGAUCAGCCAGCAGCAGACGCCGGAGCAUCCGGGCCUGAAGAAACCGAUCCGGUACUCCAAACAGCACACUGGCCUGAAGAAUAUGUCCUCCGGGGUAGGCGCCGCCGUUAUGCCCUCGGGAAAGAUGGAAUUCGAUCAGGAGGAGAACGAGGGAUUCGGAUCGGUGAAAAUAAACCGUCCGAUUGGAAAAUCAAGCACUCGGAACAGUCUUUCCGGAGAUAAUGAUAAUGAGUCGGUUCACUCGAAGGGUUCCGACAGUAGCCAUCUGACCGAUCAUGGUCAUUUCGAUCUGAAAUUCUACCACAACAAGUUGUGGUAAACCAUUCCCAAAUGCACUCCAUGCAGAAUCACGAUUUUGUAUUGAUGUAACAUAUUAACCAAUUGAUCUCUAAUGAAAAAUCUGAUACUGAAUCUCGUAUUUACCAAAAAAAAAACGGAGGCUGCAUGCAUGAUAGUCAGAGUAGCAUAUCUCUCGCAUUUGAAAACUAAAAAACCUGAAGAAAAUCCUUAGCCGUAUUGUUGUGUAGAUGUCGACGCUUGUUGUACCUAGUUGAACUGUUGAGUUACCGUCAGCUCAAAUAUUUCUGUUUAAAUCUUGUUUUACGUUACAAGUGAAUAAAUAUCCGAAUUCGUUCUUGUUGAUUUUGUUGCAGAAAUAUUCAGGAAGAUUUUCUGAAAGAUUACAUCAUUCACUGAAAAAGGAAUGUCGAUUAAAUUCCAAAAGUUAUAUUACUAGCACAACUAACGAUAUUGAUGAUAACUCCCAGAACUUCGUUUAAACAUGAUCAAAUCUGAAUGUGCAAUUGAAUGUAAACUAUACCAUUUCGAUAUUAUAUGAUUAUUAUACAACGUGAAGGCUAACAAAUAUAGAACUCGUGCAAAUUUUAGUAUUAAAACAAUAAAACCAAAGAAACCACUUUGAUCAAUAUGUAUUAUUCGAUUUACAGUGCAAAAAUUGAAUCAUGACACAUAAAUAAAAAGAACAACGUCUGGAAAUCAGUAGAUAA